AUGGCUUUACGAAAUUUGAGUAAACUAAAAAUCCACAAAUUCGGCAUCAGACAGUUCAGCAAAGAGGCGAAUUUGGUAUCCGUUGCAGUGAAUGAUAAAACCGGAGUAGCCACUUUAAAUCUGCAAAGGCCGCCUGUAAAUAGCCUUAAUUUGGAGAUUUUAUCUGAAAUAUCUUCCACUUUAACGGAUUUGGAAAAAAACAAAACUCGCGGAUUGAUACUCACUUCCAAAAAUGAAGGUAUUUUUUCUGCUGGUUUAGAUAUUAUGGAAAUGUACAAGCCUGAUGUUGAAAGGAUGAAGAAAUUCUGGACCACAUUGCAAGAUACUUGGAUUAAACUAUACAGUUGCUCUUUUCCAUCAGUAGCUCUAAUUAACGGUCACGCUCCAGCUGGUGGUUGUCUAUUAGCAUUGUCCUGUGAAUACAGAGUGAUGUUUAAAAACUGCACUAUUGGACUGAACGAAACUCAACUCGGAAUUGUUGCUCCCCAAUGGUUCAUAUCUUCAAUGAGGAAUGUAAUUGGUCAGAGACAAACUGAAAGUGCCCUUACUCAAGGACGUAUGUUCAAGACUGAGGAAGCUUUAAGCAUCGGUAUGAUUGAUGAAGUUGUAGAAAAUAAUGAAGAAGGAGUAGCUCGAGCUGCAGCUUUUUUGAAACGAUUUGAAAGGAUUCCACCCAUGGCUAGAGCAAUGACUAAGAAGUACAUCAGAAAAGAGACUAUUGAAAAUAUGGUUAAAAAUAGGGAGGAAGAUUUGAAAAAUUUUGUUACAUAUGGUACACAACCAGCAGUGCAGGAGUACCUCGGUGCAUAUUUGCAGAGUUUGAAGAAGAAAUCAAAGGCCUGA
Molecule: messenger RNA, 843 nt
Organism: Psylliodes chrysocephalus
Lineage: Eukaryota; Metazoa; Arthropoda; Insecta; Coleoptera; Chrysomelidae
Source: the annotation of a GenBank genome assembly